This is a messenger RNA of Medioppia subpectinata, 858 nucleotides long. NCBI's taxonomy places the organism in Eukaryota, Metazoa, Arthropoda, Arachnida, Sarcoptiformes, Oppiidae. The record is from the annotation of a GenBank genome assembly.
AUUUGGUCCACAACUGACUCCACGGCCUUCACUACCAAACGACUGCUUCACCGACACAUCCAGUCGUGUCUUCAGACUAAGGGUUAUCUCAGAAAUACGGAUCAAAUCCGGUGUAAACUCCAGAGAAUGCGGGCCAACACAAGCUUUACUCAAUCAACCACUUCUUCGCCUCCGCCACAGACGUCGAUCUCUGCCUCGAAGGCCACGACUUGUGAUCAUCUGAUAAGUGAUGGCAAAGAUAUGGCCGACAAUGACAGCCAAUCCUGUGAUAGCUUUACCACAAGUGAUGAGGACUCGGAGUACGACAUCGGAUACGAGAUUCAACUGACGGACAACGAGUCCGACGACUCACUCGACCAGUGCUUUAAAGCGCUGAUACGUGUGGCCAACGAUCCCACUCUAAGGCACUCGACUGAAGCCAUAGAGAAGACACCGCAACAGAUAGUCUUCGACGGUAUCUCUGAGGCGACAAAUGAACUGAAAGACAAUAUCGACGCCAUUAUCAGUGCUCCCAAAGAGCUGAAGAAGUCGUUCAAUAGAUUGGCCGAAGAGUUGACACGACUUACGGAUCAUAUCGUGACUGAAAUGGACGCCAACGACGACCAGUUGAACGACAAAUACAACAAAUUUAUGGCAAAUCCGAGUCAUUGGUCGCCAUCGGAGCCGAAGAUCGGGAAACUUGUUUUGCCGGACAUUAAUAAACAGUUUUGUGACAAUUGAUGCCAUUGUGUAGAAGAGACUCAACUCUUUGUGUCCAUUAUCUGUGAUUUAGUGCUAAAUUGUGUGCAAAACAAGACAUUCUGGAAGUGAUUAUUCAAAGCAUUUGUGACACUGUUUUUGGUGGCAAUGAUUGUUGUA